AUGGGUCGAGUUAUCCGAGGUCAGCGUAAGGGAGCCGGAAGCGUUUUCCGAGCCCACGUGAAGCACAGGAAAGGACCUGCAAAAUUGAGGCCUGUUGAUUAUGCUGAGAGACAUGGUUAUAUCCGAGGCGUUGUGCGUGAAAUUGUCCAUGACCCUGGUCGUGGUGCCCCUCUUGCUCGAGUUGAUUUCCGUGAUAUGUAUUCGUACAAGCACAUUAAGCAGCUUUUUAUUGCUGCAGAGGGCAUGCACACUGGACAGUUCGUAUACUGUGGGAAGAAGGCUUCCCUCCAGAUUGGGAACAUUCUUCCCAUUGGUGCCAUGCCCGAAGGUACUGUAAUCUGCAACGUCGAAGAGAAGAACGGCGACAGAGGUAGACUUGCUCGUGCUGGUGGAACUUACGCUACGAUCGUUUCUCACAACCACGACACCAAAAGGACUCGCGUCAAGCUCCCUUCUGGCGCGAAGAAAAUACUUUCCUCGGGAUGUCGUGCAAUGGUUGGUCUUGUUGCCGGAGGAGGUCGUAUUGACAAGCCCAUUCUUAAGGCUGGCCGGGCUUACCAUAAAUACAAAGCUAAGCGUAAUUGCUGGCCUCAUGUUCGCGGUGUUUGUAUGAAUCCCGUCGAGCAUCCUCACGGCGGUGGUAACCACCAGCACAUCGGUAAACCUUCGACCAUUCGUAGGGACGCAUCCCAUGGUCGGAAGGUCGGUCUUAUUGCUGCCCGACGAACUGGUCGCAUUCGUGGAACGCGUGUCAUUGUUGCAAAGUCCGACAAGGAAUAA
Molecule: messenger RNA, 780 nt
Organism: Mesocestoides corti
Lineage: Eukaryota; Metazoa; Platyhelminthes; Cestoda; Cyclophyllidea; Mesocestoididae
Source: the annotation of a GenBank genome assembly